AUGGCGCAGAAAUUUCUCGAAGAGAAACAUCUAUUAGAGGAGCAAAUUGCAGAAGAAGACGCCUUUUCGCAACAUAGCUUCUUCAGUGGAAGAUCCAAAGCGCAGGAAUGGUUGGCGAAGCAUCGGACGUCUGGAAGAUUAUCUGUAUCGGUGGAAGAAUCCAGCGAAGAAGAAGAGGAAGUAGAAGGUGCCGAGCUAGUUGGUGCUACAGUUUCUAAAACUAGAGCAGCUAUCGAGGAAAGAAAGGUGAUCGACAUUACUGCAUUGCCUCGGUCCAGGGCGGGGCGCAUCUUGGGUGAGGAAGAAACACCAAUACUACAACCUACAUCGAAUCAAAUCGCUGCAAGACAACUGUGGCCGAAGAAGUUACCUAUGUUUUCCGGUGACCCUGAAGAGUGGCCCAUCUUCUAUAGUAGCUAUUUGGAUUCGACUGCAGCGUGCGGAUUUUCUCCGGUGGAAAACGUAAUUCGUCUGCGAGAGUGCCUACGUGGCCAAGCGCGUGACGCGGUAGCAACGAAACUUAUGUUCCCAAACGCGGUGUUGUCAAUUAUGGAAACCCUUCGGCGGUUGUACGGGCGGCCGGAAUUACUUGUGAAAAAUCUACUGGCGAAAGUUCGACGUUUAGAAGCACCGAAAUCGGAACGACUUGACAGUUUGAUGAGUUUUGGUAUAGCGGUUCAACAAUUGUGCGACCACCUCGAGGCCGCAAAUCUGCGAAGUCACCUAUCGAAUCCCACUCUAUUGGAGGAACUUGUGGAGAAGCUACCGGCAUCGAUUAAAUUAGAAUGGGUUCGGUAUAAACGAGAGUUCGACGAACCAUCGUUAAAAGAGUUUGGCGAGUUUAUGGACCGGCUCGUGGUUGAUGCGAGCGAGGUGACAACAUUCGUGGCACCGAAAAAAGAGAACACUCACACUGAUAGAACAAAACACAACCUAAAGGCGCACAUACUAUCGCACAACGAGACCCCAAGUGUGACAGUAAAACAUCUUCCGCGAGAGCCAUGCCCAAUAUGUUUGAAGCUAGAUCAUCGUGUGCGCAACUGCGACAAGUUCAAGCAGAUGAACGUUAUGGAUCGUCUUAGAGCAGUAGAACGGUUUCAAGCUUUGUACUACUGUAAUGCCGAAGGUUGCCGUGUCCGCCACCAUCCAUUGCUACAUCGUGAGAUCAUUGUUCGAGCGGACUGUCAGGCUCAUCGGGUCGCGAUGAAACCUGUGUUGUUCAGGGUAGUACCUGUCACUCUGCAUCAUGGUGCUCGAAGCAUAGACACGUUUGCUUUCCUUGACGAAGGAUCGUCUCGCACCUUGAUCGAAGCUAGUUUAGCACAACGCUUAGGAAUCAACGGAGUACCGGAGCCAUUGGAGUUGACGUGGACAUCAAAUGUAGUCCGUAAGGAGCUUUCAUCGAGGCGAGUUGACUUAACAAUUUCUGCGAGAGGAGGAAAAGAACGAUACAAACUUGCAUCUGCCCACACUGUCAAAGGCGCACUUAACCUGCCGAAGCAGAGUUUGCAAAUGAGCGUUAUAGGCAAGCAUUUCAAACACCUUGAGAAUAUUCCAACGAUGUCGUUCCAAGAGGCGGAAUCAAAAGUGCUCAUCGGCCUACAGAACUUGGAGUUAUUUGCACCACUUGAAAGUCGUGUUGGUCAAUCAGGCGAACCUAUAGCAGUAAGAAGCGUUCUUGGAUGGACAAUUUACGGACCUUGCGGAGAGAACCAAGACUCGUACCAGUUUCUGGGUCUGCACGGCUGUAAGUCUGAAGUCGAUCGAGAGCUAAACGAGAUGAUCCGAAAAUAUUUCGUAAUGGAAGAAGUAGGAAUGAAUUCGGUACAACUACCAGAACCAGCUGAGAUAGUUCGAGCGAAAGAAAUAUUAGAGCGAACAACAGUUCGCGAGAAUGGUCGAUUUGUCACUGGGCUGCUGUGGAAAAGCGACAGGAUACAGUUCCCCAACAGCUUGCCGAUGGCAAUUAAGAGGAUGAAAGGCCUAGAAUCUAAACUGGCGAAAGAUCCCGAACUACGAACUAAUGUUCAUCGGCAAAUUCGUGAGUACGUUGAAAACGAUUACACACAUAGGGCAACAAAUGAAGAAUUGGCGCUGGUGGAUCCUAGUCGCGUCUGGUACCUGCCGCUUAAUGUAGUAGCUCAUCCAAAGAAGCCGGAAAAGAAGCGACUCGUAUGGGAUGCGGCUGCGCAAGUAGAAGGGGUUUCGUUGAACUCUCAACUUCUGAAAGGUCCAGAUCUGCUGGCCCAGCUACCGGGUGUUAUAAGCAGAUUCCGUGAAAGACGUAUUGCUUUUGGGGGGGACAUUGAAAAAUGUUCCAUCAAAUCCGGAUCAAAAGAGAGGACACACAUUCACAGCGAUUUUGUUCCGUUUUGA
Messenger RNA from Armigeres subalbatus, 2376 nucleotides. RefSeq lists its product as uncharacterized. The record is from RefSeq and is a predicted model, not a curated record. NCBI's taxonomy places the organism in Eukaryota, Metazoa, Arthropoda, Insecta, Diptera, Culicidae. The transcript has 2 exons. Bases 1 to 2376 code for a protein of 791 amino acids.